Messenger RNA from Olea europaea var. sylvestris, 1208 nucleotides. RefSeq names its product probable CCR4-associated factor 1 homolog 11. Gene Ontology annotation, molecular function: poly(A)-specific ribonuclease activity; nucleic acid binding. NCBI's taxonomy places the organism in Eukaryota, Viridiplantae, Streptophyta, Magnoliopsida, Lamiales, Oleaceae. Bases 220 to 1071 code for a protein of 283 amino acids. The transcript has a single exon. The record is from RefSeq and is a predicted model, not a curated record. Gene Ontology annotation, cellular component: CCR4-NOT core complex; CCR4-NOT complex; P-body.
GUGUUCUCUGACUAGGAAAGUAAGAACACUGUUUUUUCCCACUUGCACCUUAAAUUAUUUGUUCAAAUCCCUUCCAAGAAACCUCUAUAAAAUCAAUCUCAAUUUCCCACUUUUCCUUGCCAAGAAGCAAAUCCAAAGUUUUUUCUCUCUAUUUGAUCACGGAUCCAAAAAUUUCUUAAUAUAUUUCCAAAUUCGUGAAUCCAGUCAAAAUCCCAGUUCAUGGAUCUCGAAAUUCUGAAACGGAAUAGCGAAUCUAUAAUAAUCCGUGAAGUGUGGUCCGAAAAUCUCGAAUCCGAAUUCAGAUUGAUCUCAACCCUAAUCGAUGAAUACCCUUUCAUUUCAAUGGAUACAGAAUUUCCGGGUGUUAUUUUCAAAUCCUCAGGGGUGGAAUCCAAGCACCACCACAAUCGCCAUGGUAGGUCAUCGCCGUCUCAUCACUACCAGAUCCUUAAGUCAAACGUCGACGUUUUGAAUUUAAUUCAGCUUGGUCUAACUCUUUCUGAUGCUUCCGGGAAUUUACCGGAUCUGGGAUCCAGCAACCGGUUUAUCUGGCAGUUCAAUUUCUCAGACUUUGACGUGGAGCGUGACCUACAAGCGCCGGACUCGAUCGAGUUGUUGAAGAAUCACGGGAUUGACUUUAAGAAAAAUCGGGUUUCCGGGAUAGACUCGGCGGUUUUUGCUGAGUUGAUGAUGAGUUCGGGUCUCGUGUGUAAUGACUCAGUGAGCUGGGUCACGUUCCAUAGCGCGUACGACUUCGGUUACCUUGUGAAGAUUCUCACGCGCCGACUGUUGCCGACGGAUUUGACCAACUUUUUACAAAUUAUCAGGGUCUUUUUCGGGAAUAACGUGUACGAUGUGAAAUAUUUGAUCCGAUUCUGCGAGAGUCUUUAUGGCGGUCUGGACCGGGUUGCCAGCUCUUUGAAAAUAGAUCGGGUUGUGGGUAAGUGCCAUCAGGCCGGUUCAGAUAGCUUGCUGACGUGGCACGCCUUUCAAAAGAUUAGAGAUGUUUACUUUGCAAAGCGUGGGCAUGAGCAAUACGCCGGCGUUUUAUAUGGAUUAGAAGUGUCUUGACUAGACUUUAGAGAUUGGGAUUAAGGGUAUAAUAAUUCUUUGUUAAUAAUCAAUUAUAAUCUAAGAAAUUAAAUUAAUUAUCCAUCUUCAUAUUCUAUUUCAAUCGAGAUAGUUCAAUGUAUUAGUGUUUUACUUUA